Molecule: messenger RNA, 1321 nt
Organism: Papilio xuthus (Asian swallowtail)
Lineage: Eukaryota; Metazoa; Arthropoda; Insecta; Lepidoptera; Papilionidae
Product: 4,5-DOPA dioxygenase extradiol-like
Exons: 1
Coding region: 79-1002 (307 amino acids)
Molecular function (GO): dioxygenase activity; zinc ion binding; ferrous iron binding
Source: RefSeq, a predicted model, not a curated record
UGUAACAAUGUCCGUAAUCUGAUUUUUCAGGAAAAACGUCUUUUCAGUUUACGUUAGAAACUUACAAAUACUUAAUUCAUGCUUAUUUUAAAUACAUUAACUAUUUUAAUUCAAGUAGUGUUUGUAGUGUUUAUGUCCUUAGUGUCUAUGAAUAUAAUACGAUAUUUUACAAGCUACAGAACUAUGACUGCUUUAGCGCCAGCAAUUUUCGUGAAUCACGGUGGUGGUCCGAUGCCACUUCUUGGAGACAAAGAACACGAAGGUUUGACUAUAUUUUUGAGAGACGAAAUUAAGAAGCAUUUAAAUUUAAAACAGAUAAAAGGGAUAAUAUUAGUUACCGCGCAUUGGGAAGAAAGCAAAGUGACCAUAUCCUCUGGUAAACAUCACGAUUUGUACUUUGACUACUACGGUUUUCCUCCCGAAUCGUAUAAAUACAAAUACGACGCACCUGGAAAUCCAGAACUGGCUGGUAAAUUAAAAAAAACAUUAGACAAUGCUGGCAUAGAGUCUAAACUAGAUCCAAAAAGAGGUUGGGACCACGGAGUAUUUGUUCCGAUGAUGUUGAUCAAUCCAGCGGCCGACAUACCUAUAAUUCAAGUAUCUGUUUUAAAUAAUCAAGACCCUGAAGAACAUUACAAGCUGGGGAAAGCUUUAUAUGAAUUUCGGAAAGAGGGAAUUGCAAUUUUAGGUUCAGGAAUGUCAUAUCACAAUAUGCGAGAAUUUAGAAAUAGUCGAAAUAAGAAACAAGUUGUUAAUAAAGAGUUUGAUGACUUUUUAAAUGAAGUCUGUACAGCCGAGAAUGAAGAUAAAAGAAGGACUGGUCUUAUAUCUUGGAGGUCACAACCAGGAGCUGAUGAAGCUCAUCCACCUAGAGCUGCUGAACAUUUCAUGCCGUUAAUUGUUAUAGCUGGUGCAGGAGGCUCUGCACCUGGUCAGAGGAUCUUUAACUGGGAUAUGGGUGGUACUUUUCGUUUAAGUGGUUUCAUCUGGAAGGGAUUAUAAUGAGACUAAUAGUUGAUUUCCGAGACUGUAAUCUUAGUAUAAAACAUAUUGUUAUCUCUGUUUUAUCAAAGAUAAUGAGGGAUGACAUUAUGUUUUUUUAUGUGGAUUUUGGUCUUGGAAACGACAAAUGUAAUUUUAUAGGUUAUAAGGAUAAAUGGGAUUUAGAUUAUUUCAAAAAAAGUUUUUUUUUAUUGGUAAACCAUACAUAGGGCAUUUUCAUUGAACUCCAGAAUUACAGUUAUGGUUGAUUAAAAUUUAGUUAACAUGCAACAAUUUUUGUUUUUUAAUUUAAUGGAAUUUUAUCAUAAUUUAUUUUAAU